AUGCCACCUACUAUCGUUGAGCUUGGCGGCCUCCAGACGGAGAACAGGAACCCGAGAACCACGACAAUUGACAGCGUGUCCACGCAGGAACUGUGCCGCAUCCUGCACCGCGAGGAUUGCCGCGUCCCGGCCGCCAUCACACCGUGCCUGUCCGACAUUGCUGGCGUGAUUGAUGCGCUGACUGACCGAGUCCGUCGAGGCGGCCGUCCGCCAUGCUUCGGAGGGAAAUCCCUUUUGGAGCCGGCUGUCAACGACAAAGGAACCAUGCGGGCCGACAAAGGAACCAUGCAUGGCCAAGGACAUAACUCAGCUGACCAGAUUGUCCACAGGCUAGGCGUGCUUGACGCUUCAGAGGUGCCGCCGACGUAUUCAGCCCCCUCGAAUCAGUUUAUCGCGCUGAUUGCAGGGGGCGACUCUGCGCUGCGCAACGCCAAGGAGGGCGCCGAGGACGACCGAUCCGCCGCCAAGACGGAUCUCGACGCGUGUCAUUUCAGGCCCGACCGCGACUCCCUCAUUGGCAUCGCGUCCUCUGGCCGCACCCCCUACGUGCUCGGCGGCCUGGCGUACGCCCGCUCCGUGGGCGGCACCACCGUCGGCGUCGUCUGCGUGCGGCCCUCUGCCGUCGCGGCCGAGGGCAACGCCGACCACCUCAUCAGCGCCGUCACCGGGCCCGAGUCGGUGACGGGCAGCACGAGGAUGAAGGCCGGCACGGCCACCAAGCUGGUCCUCAACAUGAUUAGCACCGGCAUCAUGAUUAAGUUGGGCAAAACCUAUGGGAAUUUAAUGGUCGAUCUCAAAGCCACCAAUGUAAAGCUGCGGCAGCGUGCCCGGAACAUUCUGCGCGCCAUUGGCGGCCAGCGCUGUCGGCAGUCCGACGAGGACCUCGACGCCGUCCUCGCAGCCAGCCACGGCAGCACCAAGCUCGCCGCUGUGGUGCUUGUCCUGGGCGUGACGCCCGCCGACGCCGAGCUGCGUCUUGCGCGCAACAGUGGCGUUCUCGCCCGCGUGUUGGCAGAGGCUGAAACCGAAGGGUCCGCCGCGGGGACGGACGGCGAUGCCGGCAUCGUCCUGUGCGUUGAUGCGGGGGGCACCAGCUGCAAGGCUGCGAUUCUGUGCAGGGACGGGGCGUCCGGCACUGGCAUUGGCGGGCCAUGUAACGUGACCAGCGUGGGCCUAGAGGCCUGUUUGUCAGCCAUUGCCGACGCGGUUCAGAAAGCGACUGAUGCAUGCCCGGCGACAACGGGGCGUCCAUUCUCGUCCAUCCAGUUCGCCGCCGCUUGGGUCGGCAUUGCCGGCUACGGCCCGCUUGCGGCACAGCCUGCCAUCGACGCCAGGCUGUCGGAGCUGCUCAACCUCAGCAUCGGUGCUGGCCUGGAGGUGACGACGGACGUUGAUCUGCUGCCCGUCGCGUCCGCGGCAGACGAGGGUCUGGACACGGCCAUUGUGCUCGUCGCAGGGACCGGUUCCGUCGGCAUGAGCUUCCGCAGGGAACGCGGUCGUUUUGUGCGCACCGGCCGCGCGGGGGGCUGGGGCCACCUGCUCGGCGACGACGGCGGCGGGUUCGGCAUCGGGCGCGAGGCGCUGCGGCUGGCGCUGCGAGCCAGCGACGCGGGCAGGCCGAUGGCGCCGCUCGCCGCUGCCAUUGCCGACCACUUUGGGGGGCGGUUCGAGGCGGAUAAUCUACUCAUGACCGUCAUGGUGCCCGCCGGUGCAACGCCGCAGCAACAGCCCGAGGAUGCGGCGGCGGCGGCGCGCGACAGGCCCGGUCGCAUUGCCGCGGUGGCGCGGACGGUCCUGGCCAUGGCCGGCACGGACGCGGAUGCGGACCGCAUCGCGGCGGCUGGCGCGGACAGCCUGGCGGACAUGGCGGCGCUGCUCAUCGCCAGGCAGGGCAUCGAGCCGGCCAGGGCUGGGCUGGUUCUCGCCGGUGGUCUGCUGCAGGAUGAGGGAUACCGCAGGCGAGUGGUCAGCUCCGUCGAGAAAGCAGGGUACAGGUUUCAGCGUGUUCAGGCAGUGGACCAGCCGGCCAUGAACGGAGCGCGAUUCCUCUCCGAGUUGAUUGAGAAGCGGCGAUAG
Cordyceps militaris CM01 is the source of this 2076-nucleotide messenger RNA. RefSeq names its product glucokinase regulator family protein, putative. Gene Ontology annotation, cellular component: cytosol; mitochondrion; nucleoplasm. Lineage: Eukaryota; Fungi; Ascomycota; Sordariomycetes; Hypocreales; Cordycipitaceae. Gene Ontology annotation, molecular function: enzyme inhibitor activity; enzyme binding; fructose-6-phosphate binding. The transcript has 5 exons. The record is from RefSeq and is a predicted model, not a curated record. Gene Ontology annotation, biological process: amino sugar catabolic process; negative regulation of glucokinase activity; glucose homeostasis. The coding region runs from base 1 to 2076 and encodes 691 amino acids.